UUACAGGUUUCAUUUUAGCACUGAAUUCAAAACCUUGUACAUAACCUCAAAAAACACGCAUUUACAAAGUUUAUCCAAGAUGUGUGCACAAAAGACAAUCAAGAAGUCGAAGAAACGCGCAAAUAAGAUCCAUUUAGUGUUUGAUGAGGCAAAAAGAAAAGAGUUCUUAACAGGUUUCCACAAGAGGAAACUUCAAAGAAAGAAAGAAGCCAAGGAAAAGUUCGAACAAGAGCUCAAAGACGAACGCAAACGUCUCAAAGCCGAAGCGAAAGAAUCCUACAAGAAACUUGUCGUAUCUCAUCGACCUAUUCCUGAACUAGAAGACCUCCUUGAGGAUAAAUAUGAAGAUGAGGAUGUGACUGUCAAGGUUGUGGAGUUAUCCACAAAUGAAAUAGCUCAACAAAAUCAUUGGAUUGGUUCAAAUCAACCCAAUUAUGAACCAAGCUCUGAGGAGGAAGAAGAUGAUGAUGAUAAUGAAGAGCAAGCAGAAGAAAUGCCAGGCAUGGAAUUAAAAGCAAAGAAAGUCAAGGCAGAGCCCAAAGAAGAAGUUAAAAAGGUCUUCAACACUGAGAAGGAUAUAAAGAGAACAUUAAAGAAGCAAGCUACUAAAAAUGUGAAGAAGAGUAAAGUAUUUCAGAUGAAAAACAAGAUGGAGAAACAAAAACAGAAGAAAAAAAGUUUAAGACUCAAGAAAGAGAAGCAGAAAAUACUGAAUAAAAGCAGCAAAGGCCUCAAACACAAGAAGAGCAAACACUGAGCUGUGUAUAAUUUAAGUAUCAAGCAUAUUACUAAAUAAAUCUAAUUAUUAGCA
Dalotia coriaria is the source of this 811-nucleotide messenger RNA. Its product is annotated as nucleolar protein 12. Gene Ontology annotation, cellular component: nucleolus. The record is from RefSeq and is a predicted model, not a curated record. The coding region runs from base 80 to 757 and encodes 225 amino acids. Gene Ontology annotation, molecular function: rRNA binding. Lineage: Eukaryota; Metazoa; Arthropoda; Insecta; Coleoptera; Staphylinidae. The transcript has 2 exons.